ACCGGAGCGAUGCAGCCCCCCUGGGCUGACCCUCGUAGCCUCCAGCCUCCCAUACAGCCUUGCUCCUUUAAGCCUAGCUCAGAAAUGACCAGCCUGAUCCCUCCCACCUGCCCGCUCCCCCUGGCCUGGCCCUGACGUCAGGGAAGGCGUGCGGAUGCGUGUGUGUGUGCGAGGCGCACAUCAUCCACACAUCAGAUCCCGCAGGUCCAUCAGCAGGCAGCCAGCAGGCAGGCAGGCAGCCGGAGAAAGCCCCCCAGAGCCGGGCUGCAGGCGAGACCGCUGCUCCUCGCACGGCAGCGGAGGAGCGUUCGGCCCCGCCGAGCACCGAUGCUUUGCAGAGCGCAGCUCCAGGCAGCCCGUCACUGCUAAAGAGGCCGCAGGUACCCAGCAGACCCAGGGUGCCCCUUCUCCCGCCGCCCACCCGCCCGUCCCCAGAACGGAGGAGCCCGCCAGCCCCACCAUGUCGUCGGACCCCAGCGCCCCGCCAGCGGUGCCCCCCCUGCACUCGCCCAAGUCGCCGGUGUGGCCCACCUUCCCCUUCCAACGCGAGGGCAGCCGCAUCUGGGAGCGCGGCAACCUGCUGCUGCGGGACCUGCCCAGCCCCCUGCCCACCAAGAGGACCAGGACCUACUCCGCCACGGCGCGUGCCUCCGCCGGCCCCAUCUUCAAGGGUGUCUGCAAGCAGUUCUCUCGCUCCCAGGGCCAUGGGUUCAUCACCCCCGAGAAUGGCACAGAGGACAUCUUCGUGCAUGUGUCUGACAUCGAGGGGGAGUACGUCCCAGUGGAGGGGGACGAGGUGACGUACAAGGUCUGCCCCAUCCCUCCCAAGAACCAGAAAUUCCAGGCGGUGGAGGUGGUCCUCACCAACCUGGCACCUCACACGAAGCACGAGACGUGGUCCGGCCAGAUCAUCGGCUCCUAGGCCCCCAAGGGGGGCCACUGGCCGCUCGGCCCCACAGAGCAAGCCUGCCCGGCCGCUCACGGGGGGAGCCGAGGCGGCAGCGGGGCCGGGGCUGCCCCCAAACAUGCAGGCGUUUGCGUUCGGUGUCUUUUAUAAGGUUACGGUUUCCUUUCUCUGUGUGUGUUUGUAAGUGUCUGUCGAGGGGGAUGGGGAAAGCAGAGCCCUCCUCCGCCGCCCUCGAGCGCUGGGGGCAGCACCGAGCCCCACAUCCCCUUCCUUGCCCCCGAGGCCAUGGGGAUCAGGGGAACCAGCCCUACCCCUGCCCACUGGUGCUGAGAGCAGGAGGGAGAAUUCUGGGGGGGCUCGGCUCAUCCUCCUGAACUCCACUUCGGCAAGACGGUCACCCCAGUUGGUCUCACUGCCCACAGCACACCAGCAGUGAGGCAUGCCGUGGGGCUGGGGGGAAACAGGGAGGUGUUUCCCCCCAGCAAUCACUAUUGCUGGUAGUUGAUGGCAUCCGCCUGAGCCACGUCCCUCCAUCAACAGACCUCGGGUCAGCGGUGCCACGGGGAGGCGAGUGGCUUACAGAAAGAAAACCACUAUUUGUAAGGGGCAAAUGGCUGCUGGCAGGGUGCUGAGCCUUGUGCCCGGAGGGGCAGGGCUGCACUUGGCACCUCCGUGCUCCCCACCACCACACUUACUUUGGCUCUGUGCUGACAUGGUUUUGGGGAGAUGGCUGCCCCUUGUCCCCCAGUCCCCUGGAGACCCCACUUCCCGUGUGUGUGUGUGCGUGUGUGUGCAUAGCCAUAGCUUACCAGGGGGAUGUGAGGGGCUGAGGAAUGUAAGUAGCCUCAGCCACUUCUCCCCAGCCCCUCGGUGUAGGCAGGGUCUCGUAUACAAAGCACAAACUUCUUUGUUUCUGGUCUUCUCCGCCAUACCAUGGCCAGGCGGGCUCAGGAGGGACAGGGCAGAGGGCAGUGGGACAGGGACGACUUGCACUGGGCUGUGCCGGAGCUGACUCUGGGGGAUGUUCCAGGAAUUGUCAGCAUCUGAAAGGGUUUAUUCCGAACUGGGGCUGGGGAGGUGACAGCCAGCUCCCCGGGCACUUGCUCCCUGCUGCUGGCCCUCAGCACGGAUGGAGAGCUUUCCACAUCUUGCUGCCACUGCUGCAGUGGGAACAGGGCUCUGCUGGAAGCAGGGAGAAGGGACGAGGCUGGUGCCACACAGGCCAGCCGGGGCCCUGUGGAUUCAGGAGGACCCACUGCAUGCUGCCCCAGCCCAGGCCGAUGUGGGGAUACCCCACAGCCCAUCUCACUGCCAGCCCCAAGCCCGGCUCACCCAGGGGCUCUGGUGGUGCUGGCUCGGGCCCAGGCAUCCCUUGGGGACACAGUCAGCUUGGCCAAGGCAAACCUUGAUUGAUUCUUUUGGUUUUCCUCUUUUUUUUUUUGGAACAAACUACAACUCCAGACUUGUGGUGUUUUUACAACUCCGGUGUGGUUCCCGCCUGUCUGACCAUGUGUCAACCUUUGUAACAUUGGCAAUAAACCAUUAAAAGUGACUUUCCCAUGA
Messenger RNA from Strigops habroptila (Kakapo), 2470 nucleotides. It is a transcript of the gene CSDC2, whose product is annotated as cold shock domain containing C2. NCBI's taxonomy places the organism in Eukaryota, Metazoa, Chordata, Aves, Psittaciformes, Psittacidae. The record is from RefSeq and is a predicted model, not a curated record. The transcript is spliced from 4 exons. Gene Ontology annotation, cellular component: cytoplasm. Gene Ontology annotation, biological process: regulation of mRNA stability. Gene Ontology annotation, molecular function: mRNA 3'-UTR binding. The coding region runs from base 155 to 922 and encodes 255 amino acids.